This is a messenger RNA of Bufo bufo (common toad), 1244 nucleotides long. RefSeq names its product glutathione S-transferase theta-1-like. Gene Ontology annotation, biological process: glutathione metabolic process. The transcript has 5 exons. Bases 37 to 786 code for a protein of 249 amino acids. Gene Ontology annotation, molecular function: glutathione transferase activity. Lineage: Eukaryota; Metazoa; Chordata; Amphibia; Anura; Bufonidae. The record is from RefSeq and is a predicted model, not a curated record. Gene Ontology annotation, cellular component: cytoplasm.
CACAGAGACUAUCAGAAGCUUGGAUCUCACUACAGUAUGUCUGAACUGGAGCUUUACCUGGACCUGUUCUCCCAGCCCUGCAGAUCUGUUUAUCUCUUUGCAAAAGCUAACAAAAUCCCAUUUAAGCACCAUGAGAUGAAGCUGUUUAAAGGUGAUCAUCUCUCUGAAGAGUUUAAAAAAAUAAAUCCAUUUCAUAAAGUUCCAGUCCUCAAAGAUGGAGACUUCACACUUGUUGAGAGUACGGCCAUUCUCCGUUACCUGGUACAAAAAUGUAACACCCCUGACCACUGGUAUCCAUCCAACCUUCAGAAACGUGCACGCAUUGAUGAAUAUUUGGCUUGGCAGCACACCAACACACGUCCUCAUGGCUGUAGAGUUUUCUGGAUUAAGUGUAUGACUCCAGCUAUUAUGGGUCAUGAAGCAGCACCAGAAACACUUGACUACGUCCUUUCGGAGUUCAAAGACAUCUUGACACAGCUUGAGGAGAAAUUCUUGCACGGAAGACCAUUUCUGGCCGGUGAUGAAAUAUCACUGGCAGAUCUGGUGGCUAUUGUGGAAAUCAUGCAGGUAAUUGCAAGUGGAGUACCCAUUUUUGAAGAAAGACCAACGCUUGAAGCAUGGAAACAGAGAGUUGAGGAUGCUCUGGGGCCAGAGCUCUUCAGAGAGGCUCAUGAGGACAUCCUAAAUGCCAGGGAACGACAGCUUAAGUUCUUGACUCCUGAAGUUAAGGAGCAAUUCAAAGGCAGACUUCUCCUGUUUUCGAACUGUGGAAUGUGGUUGUGCUAAAGCCUUCCUAAAUGCAAUCUAUCUAAUCAGAGAAGGCUUAUAUAUACGCAUUUAAGCAAUUCUGCUUACAAAGUUUUUGUUGCAGUAUCUGUAGUUCAUGAAAUUUGAAACUAAUUUUACACCGUUUAUCCCAGUUUUUGUAUAGAAAGCAAUAUAAAAUAUUUACUCAUGCAAUUUGUUUGGUAAAAAUAACCAGGGUCUUACUGGCUCACCAAAGUGCCAGAGGAUCCUCUGAAGGGCCCAAGCUUUGACACAAUAAGGGGUCUUUUAUAAAACAGGGCCCCUUAUAAAGCAGAUCUACUAAGGUCAAGCAAAGCGCGGGCUUCCAGAAUAAUUUUCUCUAGUGGGCCUAAGGAAAUUCAGUCUAAUAAUAAAUAUAAUCCACUGCAAUUUUAGAUCUCAGUUGAAAAAUAAAACUUCAGAUUGUAGAAGACACAAGGGGAAUAUUUGUCUAUUCU